AUGCAUGUCGUUGGUGACCAUCAACAAACAGCACAAACACAUGCCAUGGAAGGAAACAACAUGUUAGUAAUGCAACAACAUGCACCAAUGUUGCAACAUGCAAGUGACAUGUCUUUGAUGCAUCAUCCUGACAUGCAUGAAUGUGAUUCGAACAGUAAUGCAUCACAUGCAACUAGUAUUUCUUCUCAACAUGGACUCAAUAGAAAACAGCAGCAUGGAAAAACACCAAUGAAAUUUGUAGAUGAAACAGUGAAUGUAAGGAAGAAAAUCAAAAAGAAACAAGACGAAAGCUGUUUUAAACGAUCAAAAUUGAGAAAAUCACUCAGUAACGAAACAUUCUUGGAAAAUUACUUUGAAUAUGAUAAUAUCAAUGGAACUAAUCAAUUGAAAAAAUUCAAAUUAAUUGAAUGUUCCCAGAGCAAAAUUGUUACAUCUGAAAUAAUCCCAAAUUCUAAUGUACAUUCAAUGCAUGUCAAGACAUCUGAAAGCAAAACACUUGAUGAUGGUUCUACUUCUCACCAUGUUGGAUGUUCUCAAGCUCAUGCACCUGUUAGCAACUCAAAUGUAUUGGAAAGUGAGCAAAAUAACGAGUCAAAUGAUAACACUAAUCUUCUCUUAGCACUGCUUUAUGUACUGACCGCAGAUUCUCAAACUCAAAAUGUCUCAAUUUGA
Messenger RNA from Naegleria gruberi, 672 nucleotides. RefSeq lists its product as uncharacterized. The coding region runs from base 1 to 672 and encodes 223 amino acids. Lineage: Eukaryota; Heterolobosea; Eutetramitea; Acrasida; Naegleriidae. The transcript has a single exon. The record is from RefSeq and is a predicted model, not a curated record.